AUGAGGCGAGGCAUCUCCGGGAGGACCAUCUCGGCUCUCUCCAUUCCAUCAUCCCAUCCCCCUCCAAAUCCCACCAUUAUUACCACCUACCCGUACCUCUCCCUCCUCGAGACAUCCUCCACCGUAAAAGAAGUGAAGCAACUGCACGCCCAUGCCAUCGCCUUGGACCUCGUCCGCUAUACCUAUGUCACCAGCCGAAUCCUCGCCCUCUACGCCUUCCACCCCAACCCCGACAUCCACUCCGCCCGCCUGGUCUUCGACCGGAUCCCCGAGCCCACCAUCUUCAACUGGAACACCAUGAUCAAGGCCCACUCCAGAACCCCCCACCCCGAGAAGGGUCUCCUUUUUUACUCCCACAUGAGACGCCGAGGGCUCCCUCCCAACAUGCACACCUUCCCCUUCGCCAUCAAGGCUUGCGCCCGCCUCUCGUCUCUGUCCCAAAUCCACGGGCAGAUUGUCAAAUUCGGGUUCUAUCUCGACGUCUUUGUGACGAGCUCUCUGAUCAGGUAUUACUCUCAUCUGGGUCGCCUGGAGUUCGCUUCUCAGGUGUUCGACGAAAGCUCUAACAGAAACUUAGUGUGCUGGACCAGUCUUAUUAGUGCGCAUUGUGCUCGUGGUCUGGUGGAUAGAGCGAGGGAAAUCUUUGAGCGGAUGUCCGAGAGGAAUGAGGUUUCUUGGAGUGCAAUAAUAACGGGUUAUGUGCAGAACGAUCGCCCCGAAGAGGCGAUCGAAUUGUUUCGCGAAUUGAAGCGUCAUGGGAGCGUAAAGCUCAACGACUCGUUGCUUGUCAGUGUUCUGAAUGCGUGUGCUGGUUUGGGUGCUGUGGAGGAGGGAAGAUGGAUCCAUGACUACAUCGACAGGAGAGGGACACAUUAUGGGGUCGAGCUAGGGACCGCCCUCCUAGAUUUCUAUUCAAAAUGUGGCUUCAUAGAGAGUGCGAGGGAGGUGUUCUGCAAGAUGGCUUGCAAGGACGUGACGGCUUGGAGUGCAAUGGUCAUGGGUCAGGCUCUAAAUGGGCUUACCCAUUCAGCCAUCGAGACUUUCUCUGAGAUGUUAGGGUGCAAGGUUAUGCCGAAUGCCGUCACCUUUGUUGGGGUUCUGACCGCCUGCAAUCAUGGAGGUUUGGUAGAUGAAGGGUGGGCUUAUUUGGAGGACAUGAGCAGGGUUUAUGGUCUGUCUCCAACGAUCGAGCAUUACGGAUGCGUAGUCGAUCUCUUAAGCCGUGCCGGGAGGACGGCUGAGGCCGAAAGGUUGAUCCGGUGCAUGCCUAUGGAACCCGACGGCGCCAUAUGGGGGGCUCUGCUCCAUGGGUGUCUGAUGCAUGGAAACGCUGAGCUAGGAGAGAGAGUUGGCAGGCGUGUGAUCGAGUUGGAGCCCCACCAUUGUGGGAGGUAUGUGGGUCUGGCCAAUGUAUAUGCCGCGAUGGGGAGGUGGGAGGGCGCCGUGAAGGUAAGACGGGCGAUGAGGGACAGGGGAGUGGCACCUGCUCCAGGUUGGAGUCUGAUUGAGAUAAAUGGAGUCGGCCACAGGUUUCUAGCUGAUGACAAAGGCCAUCCCCGACAAGAAGAGAUUUACAGGAUGUUGGGUGAUCUCAGUAUGGAAUUGGUAUCCUGA
Molecule: messenger RNA, 1614 nt
Organism: Phoenix dactylifera (date palm)
Lineage: Eukaryota; Viridiplantae; Streptophyta; Magnoliopsida; Arecales; Arecaceae
Source: RefSeq, a predicted model, not a curated record